Penaeus indicus is the source of this 2439-nucleotide messenger RNA. RefSeq names its product KAT8 regulatory NSL complex subunit 2-like (gene dgt1). The transcript is spliced from 9 exons. Gene Ontology annotation, cellular component: NSL complex. The record is from RefSeq and is a predicted model, not a curated record. Bases 42 to 1397 code for a protein of 451 amino acids. NCBI's taxonomy places the organism in Eukaryota, Metazoa, Arthropoda, Malacostraca, Decapoda, Penaeidae.
AUCCACGCUUGACAGCUUAGGACAACCCUGAACCAGCCAAGAUGUCGGUGCGCAGCGGUCGUGUUGUGAAGACAGUGCGGACCCUCACCCGGCCGGCACUGGAAGCAGCCUGCGCAUACUCUGGCUACAACUGUACUCUGUCCCGCCUAGAAGGGUAUGAGUAUUGCAACCGCCACAUCCUGGAGGACAAGGGAGCCCCCUUCCGACAAUGCAAUUACAUCUUCACCAGUACGGGCAAGCGCUGCCUCCGCCCAGCGCCGACCACAGAUAGGAAGGAAGGCAGGUACUGCAGUGAGCACUCCCGCAAAUCCCUGAUGGUGCGGCAGCGAGCGGCUCGGAAGGUCCAGCCCCGUGAGACCCCUGAGACUUUGCUUGCCCAGCUGGCCCACCAUCAGAUGGACACACACACGGCAGGGCAAAAUGCAAUUCCAGAUCCUGCAAGCGUUCCUGGCAUAGCAUCGGCUGCUCUUGAAUAUGCCAGUGACACAGACAGCGAGGGGGAGUUCUCCACGCUCCCCCCUGACUCGCUUCCCAGACGGGAGGCGGACAGUGAGUUGGACUCGGCUGACUCCGAUGCUGACCCCCUGGAGCACGCCCAGGUCUUCACAACAGAGGAGAUCACUAGGAUCUAUCUAGAGAAGCUUCAGAGAUUAAAGGCAAUGUACAUUGGAGAAUACAAAAGGCUUACUCACAUCCUGAGGGAGAGCAGACGCAAAUACUUGCAAGCAGGACGUGCCGAGAAGGAGACAAUGGCCAGUAUUCACGCCCAGCCAAAGGGAACGCCAGAGGAGAGAGCAGCAUACAACCAGCUGAAGGCAAUGGUCAGGUACCAUCGCCACCUGGGAACACAUGCGCUUCUGUACCGGCAGCAGUAUGAGAGGCGCUUGCAGGUGACAGAAGGUGUAAACUAUAAACCUGGACCAAGUGUUGGCUGUGUGAAGUGCAUCUACAGUGAGGGCUCCUGGCGAUGUGGGGAGAAGUCGAUACCUCUCUCAAAAUACUGCGCCAAACAUAUCUUACAUGACCCGAACCAAGUGCUCUUUGGGGCGUGUGGUGUCAGCAGGUAUGGCGACGAUGGCUGUUCCAUGCCAGUGAUCUCAACCCCCCACACCACAACCUGCAUCUACCACACGCCCAUACCUGACCCCCUGCCGGUGAGUGUGCCCCCAGUGGAGGACAUGGACGCGAGUGGCCUAGGAGGGGGUGCCUAUUCAGCGACAGAUGAGUCCCUGAACCCAAGCGAUGCCAACAGCCACCUGGCAACCCCAGGACCCCAGCAGAUCAUUGACUUGUCCGAGAGCCACAGUUUCAUCGUCACUGAGGUCCCUCCGGAGAAUGUGAUGGAGGGGGAUGGGGAGGAGACCGAGAUAUCGGUGCCGGCUGGAACAAAGACAUAGAUGUUUAUAUGUGUAUAUUUAUUUCCUGUUUUUCAUGUUUUUUGUUUCUAUAGGCAUUAUUAUUUUGAUAUAUUACUGUUUUAUUUAAUUUCACUCUUAUUUUUGUAAUGGUAUAUGCUUAUGAAGGAAGAAGAAAGCUUUAAUUUGGAUUUUUUUUUUUAUAAGUUCCUUUUUGGGAAUUUUUUCUCUGGAUUUCCUGAUUUGUUUUGUAAAGAAAAUUUAUUUUAUUUUAGACAAUAUUGUUCUGUCGGAUAAAACUGAUGGUAAUGAUGUAUAUAAGUGAUGUAGGAAUAAGUUAUUAAUUUCCAGUUUCAUACUGAUAUUAAAAAAAAAACUUGUUUAAUAUUUGAAGCUUUAUUUCCCUAAAAAUAAAAAAAAUAAAAAAAGGAAUGGAGCCCAAAGCCAAAGUAAAGUAGUAUUCAGUAGAGUGAUUUUAACCCAUUGCCACCGAGGAUUACAUGUACAUGCAAGUGGUAUCCAAUAUGAUUUUAGUUUGUUUAUUGUGUUUAUAUAAAGAUGGUUUCGUAAGAGCUUAGCUGCCAAGCGGUCAAUUACCAGUUCUACCUAUUGUGCCUGUCUUCUUUUUUCCUUGAUUUUUGGUAAAGCUAAAAAAAAAAUUAUUGCUAUUAUUAUUUUAAUGACAUAAUCGUAAUAUCAAUGAUAAUAAUAAAAGUAUUGGGAUUUAUAGCUUUAGAAUUUUUUUUCACAAAUAUUCAAGGAAUGGAGAAAUCAAGUAAGGUCAUAUAGACUGCUUAUUGACUCUAUCUGUGAACAAAAAAUCACAAAAUAUAACUACAUUGGACAGUUCAUAUACUUGUCUGCACUGGGUUAGAACUUACAUAUCUAUAUUUAUUGGAUGCUGUUUGCUGAAGACUUAUGAAUGUGUAAUGCUAAAGACAUAAAUACUUAAAGAGUUGUUCGUUUAACCACAUGAUAUGAAAUUUGCCAAAUGUCGUUCUCAGGUUUGUGUGCAAACUGGAUGAAAUAUGACAAGUUGUGAAAUUGUGAACUAUAUAAAAGCAUAAAAAUAUUCCCCACACAA